AGGAGCUGAAUUUAAGCAUGCUGUAAGAGACCUAAGAGACGACUUACAGAACUUGGUUUGCAUGUUUCGGGUGUUCUUAAUAUUCGUCAUUAGCAAUUGCUGUUAGCCUCCGUCUCGGUGUUUACUAUCUACGGUACGCAGGGACCUGGACGUAGCGGUCUAUCUGUAAACCCCGCAGUCGGACAGAACCACAAUAAGACUAUUACGAAUCCGACCCAUGAAAGUAGGCUUCAGGCGCAGCUAGGCUCAACGUCUUUCAACUUUUUCUGCUUCACAAAAGUUCUGUGCUUGCUAUUUCACUCACUCCGUGCGCCUCAUUUUCCGCCUCAAACCGGCUUCCAAGAAAAGACCAAGAUCCAGUUGCUACAACAUGGCUGGCAAUCGCACAACCAUGAAAGUCAUUGUCAUCGGCGGAGGCGGUACGAUCGGUUCCUCGACCGCGCUCCAUCUCAUCCGUUCCGGCUACACGCCCUCCAACAUCACGGUCCUGGACACGUACCCAAUUCCUUCCUCUCAGUCCGCCGGGAAUGAUCUCAACAAAAUCAUGGGCAUUCGGCUACGAAACAAAACGGAUUUGCAAUUGAGCUUGGAGGCGAGGCAAAUGUGGAGAGAGGAUGAGCUUUUCAAGCCGUUUUUCCACAAUACUGGCAGGCUUGACUGCGAAGGGUCAGAGGAUGGCAUUGCCUCCCUUCGACGGCAAUACCAAUCCCUCAUCGAUGCUGAUGUUGGCUUAGACGAGACGAAUGAAUGGCUGGACACCGAGGAAGAGAUCCUGGCCAAGAUGCCGCUUUUGCCGCGCAGUGAAAUCAAGGGUUGGAAAGCUAUUUUCAGUCAUGAUGGGGGUUGGCUUGCUGCAGCCAAGGCAAUUAACGCCAUAGGAGAGUUCCUGAAAGACCAAGGAGUCACUUUUGGAUUUGGCAGUGCUGGAUCCUUCAAGUGCCCCCUUUUUGAGGACGAUGGUACAACAUGUAUUGGUGUUGAAACGGAGGAUGGCACAAAGUAUUACGCCGACAAGGUGGUUCUGGCUGCUGGAGCAUGGAGUCCGGUGUUAGUAGACUUGGAAGACCAAUGCUGCUCAAAGGCUUGGGUCUACGCACACAUACUAUUAUCCCCUGAAGAAGCUGCCGAGUACAAGGGCAUCCCCGUGGUGUAUAACGGAGACAUUGGCUUCUUCUUCGAGCCCAACGAACACGGAGUCAUUAAAGUAUGCGAUGAAUUCCCAGGCUUCUCGAGGUUCAUACAACACCAACCAUAUGGCGCCGACGCCCCCAAAAAGAUCUCAGUCCCGCGAUCCCACGCCAAGCAUCCUACUGACACCUACCCGGACUCGUCCGAGGUUACUAUUCGCAAAGCCAUAUCGACAUAUCUACCCCGAUUCAAGGAAAAGGAGCUCUUCAAUAGAGCGAUGUGUUGGUGUACCGACACAACAGAUGCAUCGCUGCUUAUCUGCGAGCACCCAAAGUGGAAAAACUUCGUCUUGGCUACGGGAGACAGCGGACACACGUUCAAGCUGCUCCCAAAUAUCGGCAAACAUGUUGUCGAGCUGAUCGAAGGGACGUUGUCUGAUGACCUGGCUCAAGCGUGGAGGUGGAGGCCAGGGGGUGAUGCCCUUAGGUCUAGACGCGGCGCACCGCCGAAGGAUCUUGCUGGUUUGCCUGGUUGGAAGCAUGACCCGGCACCAUAAGGACAUUUGGAUAUGGGUACUACAUAAUGCAGUAAUUUUGGAUGGUGAAUUGCUCGCCACCUAGACGUGAUAAGUGUCGGCUCUUGGCUGAAUCAACCCAUGGACGAGUGCCAAGCUAAAUAACAUCCCGAAAGGCUUUCCAGGCGCUAGACGUCAGAUAUCUCGGGGGAGGGAAAACGACUGCAAACCGCAAGAGCGCAAAAAGUGUGCACUAUACAUAGAUGUAAAAGCCAGAGAUCCUUUCGCCUCUCCGUGUCAAUAUAGUUUGUCUUCAAAGAUGACUCACC
Messenger RNA from Pseudomassariella vexata, 1971 nucleotides. Its product is annotated as fructosyl peptide oxidase. Gene Ontology annotation, molecular function: flavin adenine dinucleotide binding; saccharopine oxidase activity; sarcosine oxidase activity. The record is from RefSeq and is a predicted model, not a curated record. Lineage: Eukaryota; Fungi; Ascomycota; Sordariomycetes; Amphisphaeriales; Pseudomassariaceae. Bases 371 to 1684 code for a protein of 437 amino acids. The transcript is spliced from 7 exons.